Molecule: messenger RNA, 1620 nt
Organism: Saccostrea cuccullata (small rock oyster)
Lineage: Eukaryota; Metazoa; Mollusca; Bivalvia; Ostreida; Ostreidae
Product: GTP-binding protein Rhes-like
Exons: 2
Coding region: 284-1216 (310 amino acids)
Biological process (GO): signal transduction
Molecular function (GO): G-protein beta-subunit binding; GTP binding; GTPase activity
Source: RefSeq, a predicted model, not a curated record
CCAAUAUUACUGGUUGUCAAUCAAUACAAGCACAGCCUCAGUCUGGGGGACUGGAUGCCUCUCCACGCCUUGCCGUCACCGACAGGCAAUUGACUUUAUCAAACGAAGAUUUGUAUUCGCUCUGUGCGUAUUGAUCAGUCGACUUAAUACGGCAUGCAAAUUUACGGAUUCUUUUUUCUCCUUGAUCUUUGUUCCGCCACUAGUUGUAUUUGCUUUGAUCACUGUAAAACAUAGAAUGGCAAUGUAAUGACCAGUUUAAGCACUUAAGACACCAUCACUUGUAAUGGGAUCCUUCACAUUUUGUAGAAGACUAUGGAAUUGGAAGCCAGAUCGUGUGGAGCGCUUUGAAAACGACGAACAAGAACGUUGCACGUGUUGGUCAGGGGAGGUGACGUCACCCGCUAAAAUGGCGUUGAUCGAACAAGGUGACACGGCCGCGCCUGAGAACUGUCAAAGACUUGUUAUAUUGGGCUCAAGUAAAGCAGGAAAAACAUCUAUUGUUUCACGAUUCCUGAACAAUAAAUUUGAUGAUAGUUACACCCCCACCAUUGAAGACUUUCAUAGGAAAAUAUACCGGAUCAAGGGAGAAGCUUACCGCUUGGAUAUCUUAGAUACUUCCGGUAACCAUCCUUUUCCCGCCAUGAGGCGUCUGUCAAUCAUAACAGGGGAUCUGUUCCUUUUGGUAUACAGUAUAGAUAACCGGGAAUCCUUUGAAGAAGUGGAGCGUUUGUGUCAACAGAUACAGGAGUGCAAGACUCAGUGUAGGAAUAGAGAAGGCGAAAGGCGCCAAAGAGGGGCCAUUCCUGUAGUUGUCGUUGGCAACAAGUGUGAUAAGGAAAAAUCGCGCGUGAUAGACCCAGCCGAGCCACUGCACCUUACCGAAAUCUAUGAGAACUGCAUGUUUAUAGAAACGUCCGCAAAGAAAAACAUUAACAUCGAAGAAUCCUUUACAAGACUUUUUGACAUGGGGAACCUUCCUUUAGAAAUGAGUCCUUCUUUGCAUCGGAAGGUUCAUCCUUUCUACGUAAGCGGAAGUACUUCACAAACCGGAAGAAAGGGUAUGUCCAUUAGAAGAAAAAUGUCUGACGCUUGCGGAACAAUUGCCCCAAACGUCAGACGACCAAGUAUACGCACUGACUUGAUGGUGGCACAGAUGAGAACAAAAUCAUCUAAUCUAACCAAAGCUGAUGUGAAAGAAAAAUGUGCUAUUCAGUGAUUUUCGACGACGAUAAAAUGUAAUUAGUGGAAUAUUGUCAGGUUUCUGUUUGUUUUUUUUUUUCCUUUCUGAAUUUCUUUUAAUCCAAAACUAUAAUAAAUGUAAAUCUUACUUGACACAAGCCUUUUCCUGAUAAAGUUUCAUCUUCUGCAGAUGCUUUUUUCUGGAAUUGUGAAGAAUCAAAACAUGCUGUAAGUUUCAAAUUUGUUCAGAUAUUACUAGUAUCCUACUGCUUUAUCACUAAUAGAGACUCAAAUUUUUUCACAGAAUUUAGUCAAAAGUAUUUCAAAAAUCCCGAGAACAAGACUGCUGCAAUUUGUGGAGUUGAUACGUAAAUCUAAGUUUUAUACUUUAUGGUUUGUGGACGUUGUGAGAUGAAAAUUAAAAGAGGACAAAAAUUCUAA